Messenger RNA from Macadamia integrifolia, 2388 nucleotides. RefSeq names its product cellulose synthase-like protein G2. The transcript has 8 exons. The coding region runs from base 57 to 2243 and encodes 728 amino acids. The record is from RefSeq and is a predicted model, not a curated record. Lineage: Eukaryota; Viridiplantae; Streptophyta; Magnoliopsida; Proteales; Proteaceae. Gene Ontology annotation, molecular function: mannan synthase activity; cellulose synthase (UDP-forming) activity. Gene Ontology annotation, cellular component: plasma membrane; trans-Golgi network. Gene Ontology annotation, biological process: plant-type primary cell wall biogenesis; cellulose biosynthetic process.
UUUCCAAAAGCCAUUUAAGCUGGACUUGGGUAAGGUGAGAGAUAAGAGGACAUGAGAUGAAGAACUACCUGCCUCUGCAUGAGUGUAAGGUUCAGCAACCUCAUGCGACCAUCUACAAACUUCACAAUCUCUUCCAUGCCAUAUUCUUGCUUGCCUUGCUUUACUACAGGACUUCUUCAAUUUUCCUAUUUGGCGUCCAACCCACGUUGCCAUGGGCUCUCAUCUUCACUUCUGAGCUUCUACUCUGUUUCAUUUGGCUGCUCCGCCAACCUCUCCGGUGGCAUCCGGUGUAUCGAACCGUCUUUCCGGAGAGACUUCCGGGGGACGAUGAGCUUCCGGCGGUCGACGUGUUCAUCUGCACGGCUGACCCAAACAAGGAGCCCACAGUAGAUGUGAUGAACACGGUAGUGUCGGCCAUGUCCCUCGAUUAUCCGCCGGAGAAACUCUCUGUUUAUCUCUCCGAUGAUGCGGGUUCUCUCCUUACUCUCUAUGCUCUUCAUGAGGCGGCUUCCUUUGCAAGUUCUUGGGUGCCCUUUUGCAGGAAAUACAAGAUUGGUACUAUCUGCCCCGAUGCAUUCCUUUCUGGGUCUUCUUCUGCCUCUGCCUCUGAUACAUAUCUUGGUUCCAUGGAUUUCAAUUCAGAGCUCGAGAAGAUGAAGUCGAAGUACGAGUUGUUCAAAGAACGUGUUCAGAGAGCUAAAGAAAAAUGUGAAACUGGGCUACAACAGGAUCGUCCUCCUCUGAUCGAGGUGAUAGGUGACAAUCAAGUCAUUCCCCUCCUUGUUUAUGUUUCUCGUGAAAAAAGAUCAUCUCAUCCUCACCAUUUCAAGGCCGGAGCUCUCAAUGUCCUUCUUCGGGUCUCAGGAAUUAUAAGUAAUGCUCCCUACAUUUUGGUGUUGGACUGUGAUAUGAACUGCAACAAUCCAUCCUCAGUUCGACAAGCUAUGUGCUUUCAUCUUGAUCCCAAAUUGUCUCCCACCCUUGCCUUUGUUCAAUUUCCUCAGGCUUUCUACAAUGUAGGUAACAAUGAUAUCUACGAUGGACGAUUGCGGUCACCAUUCAAGACGCAGUGGCCAUGCUUGGAUGGGCUUCAAGGACCAUUCUUGUCUGGCUCAGGAUUCUACAUCAAAAGACAGGCCUUAUACAAGAAUCCCAUGCACGAAGGUGAUGAUCUCCUUCAACUUAGAUCUUAUUUCGGUAACUCCAAUAGGUUCAUUGCAUCAUUGCACCAAAAUUACCAGCAUAAUCCCAUCAAUGGAGGUACUACAUCAUCAUCAAAAGAAUUGUUACAAGAGGCUCAACUUUUGGCUUCAUGCAGCUAUGAGAAAGACACACAAUGGGGUGAACAGAGGGGUUUCCUGUACCACUCUAUAGUGGAGGAUUACUUUUCAGGGUUUAUUAUGCACAGUAGAGGAUGGAAGUCAGUCUAUUAUGAACCUUCAAGUCCAGCUUUCUUGGGUAGUGCUACCAUCACUUUCAAUGAAAGCAUGAUCCAGAACUUGAGAUGGAACUCAGGGUUGCUUGAAGUGGGUCUCUCAAGCUUUUGCCCAAUCAUUUAUGGAAUUUCUAGAAUGUCUAUUCCUCAAGCAAUGGGUUAUGGGUUUUGGGCAUUUCAACCCCUAUAUUCUUUCCCUCUAUUGUGUUAUGCUACCAUCCCUCAACUAUGCCUCUUGAAUGGCAUCUCCUUGUACCCUAAGGUUUCGAAUCCUUGGUUUAUUGUUUUCGCGAUUAUCUACAUAUCUUCCCUUUCACAGCAUCUAUUAGAGGUGCUCUUAUGUGGUGAUUCAUUAAGGACAUGGUGGAAUGAACAGAGAAAUUGGAUGAUAAAAUCAGUUGCUUCCUAUUCCUUCUCAUGUUGGGAUGUUUUUAUGAAGAAGAUUGGUAUAAGAGAAGCCAAUUUCAUGCUAACCAGUAAAGUCAUUGUUGAAGAACAAGUUGAACAAUAUAAGAAGGGGAUAUUCCAUUUCAAAGGGUCCAAGUGGUUCCUUGUCACAUUGGCCACAUUAGUCACUAUAAAUAUGGUGUCCCUUGGUGGUGGUUUGGCAAGAGUAAUGUCUGAAGCCAGUUAUGAUGAUAUGUUUGGGCAGGUCUUCCUCUCUUUUGCCAUCUUAACUUUUAAUUAUCCAAUAAUAGAGGGUAUGAUCUUCAGGAAGGACAAUGGACGAAUUUCAACUUCGAUCUCAAUUAUAUCUGUUACAGUCUCCAUAAUUUUCUUGUAUUUAGGAUCUUUCCUCUUCUUUUAGUAAGUAAAAGGAUAAGUAUAUAAUAUUUAUUGUAUCCUAAUAGUUCCUAAGUUUAUUUCCAACUUUUAACAAUGAUGCAUUGGUUACAUACAAAGUUUGCAAUUUUAGGUUAUAUUGCAUGUAUUUCUGUGGUAUACAACAUCCU